AUACUGUUUAUUCUCUUCGUUUUAACUCCCGCGGUAUCUCUCUUUCUCGUUAUCGGUGUUCGCGAUUGAUCAUCCGUCAAAAGAGAUGCACGGAGAUGAUUGCUCGUCGCUCCUGUUGUUCCGUUGUGAUCUGAUUGUCGCGCGAAAAAAAAAAAAAAAAAAAAACAUCUCGGCGAGGGUUGAUUGCAAAACAACAUCCGGCCGGCGUCCGGCGAACAAUGAGCACGUUCGUCAUUGCGGUGAUAAAUGUCAUUGAUAUAGCACCGUGAUUGUCGCGACGGUUCCGCCGUUCGCGACUACGUACGUACGUUUGUCCGACAUGUGCGCGGUGAAUUUGUUAUUAUUAUUAUUAUUAUUCUUUUUAUCGCACUCUCGUUCUUCCGCAUAAAUAUAUAUACACGUGGUCCAACGGUGGUGUCGUCCAGGUGCCGCGUCCUAAUUUAUUAUGACUGAUUUUUGACGGAAUCGCAACAACCUUUGUUUCUGUCGGUGGAGUGAUCCUCGCGUAUUAAGGAAAAUGGUCGCAGAAAAGUACGGCAAGCUCGAACCCGAGCUGGCGGAGGAAUUGCGCACGAUCGCCCAACAGAUCGUGGCGCCCGGCAGAGGAAUUCUGGCCGCUGACGAGUCAACCACAACGAUCGGCAAACGUUUACAGGACAUCAAUGUCGAGAACACCGAGGACAACCGCAAGGCUUACAGGCAACUUCUUUUCACCACAGCGAAGGAUGUCAUCGGACAGCACAUCUCCGGCGUGAUCCUCUUUCACGAAACGCUCUAUCAAAAGGCUGAUGACGGCACGCCGUUUGUCGAGCUGCUGAAGCAGCGUAAUAUCAUCCCAGGUAUCAAAGUCGACAAAGGCGUCGUUCCGCUCUUCGGCACCGACAACGAAUGCACGACCCAGGGCCUUGACGAUCUCCAGGCGCGCUGCAUCCAGUACAAGAAGGACGGUUGCCACUUCGCUAAGUGGCGAUGCGUUUUGAAGAUCACGAAGGACACGCCGAGCAAACUCGCAAUCCUGGAGAAUGCCAAUGUGCUGGCACGCUACGCUUCUAUCUGCCAGAGCGCCAGGAUUGUGCCGAUUGUGGAGCCCGAAAUUCUUCCUGACGGUGACCACGACCUCGCCCGUUGCCAACAGGUCACGGAGGAGGUUUUGGCAGCUGUUUACAAGGCGCUCGCGGAUCAUCACGUGUAUCUUGAGGGAACGUUGCUGAAGCCCAACAUGGUAACACCGGGUCAGAGCUGUCCGAACAAAGCGACUCCCCAGCAGAUCGCCGCCGCCACGGUGACAGCAUUGCUGCGCACCGUGCCACCGGCGGUGCCCGGCAUCACCUUCCUCAGCGGCGGUCAGUCUGAAGAAGAGGCGUCAGUCAACUUGGACGCCAUCAACAAACACCCGGCGAAGAAACCCUGGGCGUUGACAUUCAGCUACGGGCGCGCUCUUCAGGCUUCUGUACUCCGUGCUUGGCAGGGCAAGGCUGAUCAGGUCGCUGCCGGUCAGCAAGAAUUGUUGAAGAGAGCCAAGGCGAACGGUUUAGCUUGCCAAGGCAAUUACGUCGCCGGCAGCAUUUCUAGCAAAGCCGCUGAUGCCUCGAACUUCGUCAAAGCUCACGCCUACUAAAAAAACAAAAUCUCACUUUUCCGCACAGUUCGUUUUCUAUGUCAGCUAACAGCGAGUCGGCGCUUGGCAAGUACGCGGGUGGUGUUUCCGGCGCCGCGGGAGACGCGGCGCUCUUUGUCGCCAACCACGCGUAC
Messenger RNA from Pseudomyrmex gracilis, 1752 nucleotides. RefSeq names its product fructose-bisphosphate aldolase (gene Ald1). Gene Ontology annotation, cellular component: cytosol. The transcript has 6 exons. Gene Ontology annotation, molecular function: fructose-bisphosphate aldolase activity. Lineage: Eukaryota; Metazoa; Arthropoda; Insecta; Hymenoptera; Formicidae. Gene Ontology annotation, biological process: fructose 1,6-bisphosphate metabolic process; glycolytic process. The coding region runs from base 518 to 1618 and encodes 366 amino acids. The record is from RefSeq and is a predicted model, not a curated record.